Talaromyces rugulosus is the source of this 3855-nucleotide messenger RNA. RefSeq lists its product as uncharacterized. The transcript has 7 exons. Bases 1 to 3855 code for a protein of 1284 amino acids. Gene Ontology annotation, biological process: glutathione metabolic process. Gene Ontology annotation, cellular component: cytosol. Gene Ontology annotation, molecular function: 5-oxoprolinase (ATP-hydrolyzing) activity. The record is from RefSeq and is a predicted model, not a curated record. NCBI's taxonomy places the organism in Eukaryota, Fungi, Ascomycota, Eurotiomycetes, Eurotiales, Trichocomaceae.
AUGGCUCCUCAUAGAAUAGAUGCCGAAGUUGACGGCUUAAAGAUCAAGAUAGCAAUCGAGACUCAAGACCGAGGUGGCACUUUUACCGACUGCCUGGGGAUUGUCGAAGGCCGAAAGGAUGACAUUGUCGUUAAACUGCUAUCUCAAGAUCCGUCCAAUUAUGCCGAUGCUCCGAUUGAGGGCAUAAGGCGCAUUCUCGAGCAAGCAACGGGGAAAAGUUUCCCACGCAGCGAGAAGCUACAUACUGCAGACUUCUCCGCUGUAAGUAUUCGCAUGGGAACCACCGUUGCUACCAAUGCGCUAUUGGAACGCAAGGGUGACCGAGUCGCUCUUCUGAUCACAAAGGGCUUCAAAGAUGCCCUGAGAAUCGGCAACCAGUCACGGCCUCAUUUAUUUGAUCUCAACAUCCGGCGACCCGAUGUUUUAUAUGAAAAUGUAGUCGAGGUCGAUGAGCGAGUGACAAUCGAAGAUUACCAGCAAAACCCAGCACCAGAUCGCGACGCAAUUGAGGCUUCCUUACAAACAGAUUCAAACCUCACUCGGGGUGUCAGCGGCGAGGUAGUACGCGUCCUACAGAAGUUGGACGAGGAAAGGGUUAGAAGCGAUUUACAAAGCCUUUAUGAUCAAGGCUAUCGGUCCAUAGCUGUUGUUCUGGCCCAUUCUUAUACCUUUCAAGACCAUGAAUUGGCUAUUGAGCGCAUUGCAAAGGAAGUUGGCUUUCCUAGUAUUUCUCUUUCGAGCCAGCUCCUUCCUAUGAUUAAGAUGACAUCACGAGGUGCUUCAGCCACCGCAGAUGCCUAUCUGACCCCGGUGAUCCGACGAUAUAUUGACGGAUUCCGCUCGGGCUUUCAGGAUGGCCUUCGUUCCAGCGACACUCGUUGCGAAUUUAUGCAAAGUGAUGGUGGUUUGGUGAACUUUGAAAAAUUCUCUGGACUCCGAGCUAUCCUUUCUGGGCCUGCGGGUGGUGUCGUGGGGCAUGCACGAACAUCUUUCGAUGUUGCAGAUGGCACCCCGGUUAUAGGAUUUGACAUGGGGGGUACAAGUACAGAUGUAUCACGGUAUGACGGAAAAUUUGAACACACCUUUGAAAACACCACUGCUGGCGUGACAAUCAUGGCACCUCAGCUUGAUAUCAACACCGUUGCCGCAGGAGGAGGCAGCAUAUUAUUCUGGAGACAUGGGCUCUUUGUAGUGGGUCCAGACUCUGCCGGAGCGCACCCUGGACCUGCCUGCUAUAGGAAGGGCGGACCACUCACGGUAACCGAUGCCAACCUGUUUCUUGGACGACUUCUUCCCGAUUACUUUCCAAAGAUCUUCGGUCCUAACGAGAAUGAACCACUUGAUGUGGAGAUUACGAGAAUGAAAUUUACAGAAUUGGCGCGACAAAUCAAUGAAGAAACGGGCCAGUCAAAAUCACCAGAAGAAAUUGCCCUCGGGUUUAUUGAGGUUGCAAACGAAUCCAUGGCGAAGCCAAUUAGGGCACUCACCGAAGCCCGUGGGUACGAAACUUCUGCGCAUAAUCUGGCCUGCUUCGGGGGCGCCGGAGGCCAGCAUGCUUGUGCUAUUGCUUCUUCAUUAUCUAUAAAAACUGUGAUUGUUCAUCGCUACUCGUCUAUUCUGUCUGCAUACGGAAUGGCACUGGCUGAUGUUGUUCACGAAGCGCAAGAACCGGCUUCAGGGGUCCUUGAUCAGAAGUCGUUGUCCGUUCUUCGGGACCGCAUCGAAGUCCUCAAAGCCAAGGUACAAAGCGAACUGGAGACUGAUGGCAUCUCCAAAGCGCAAAUUCAUCAUGAGGUAUACCUAAAUUUGCGUUAUCAGGGAACGGACAAUUUAUUGAUGAUCCUUGAUCCCGAGGACGGCGAUUUUUCCGAGGCUUUCGUACGGGAACAUAAACGAGAGUUCUCAUUUACAUUCCCUGGACGUGCUAUUGUAGUCGAAGAUGUUCGAGUUCGUGGUGUUGGAAAAUCAUUGUCUGUUCCACCUGAAGCUCCUCAGGAUGAACUAAAGACGGCAGGUGUGAUACCAACCGGCAAAGAUACACAAGACGAUUCUACCACUGUCUGCUUUUCCGGUGUCGGAUAUGUCAAGACUCCUGUGUUCUUUUUGGAUAACCUUAAGCCUGGAAACCAUAUCAACGGACCGGCUAUGAUUAUUGACAAGACCCAGACAAUUGUCGUCGAACCACAUGCCACGGCAACAAUCUUGUCACGACACGUGAUAUUAAACGUCGCACUGAAAACGAAGCGUGAAGACAGUGGAGAAUCCACUCUCGUUGUUGAUCCCAUUCGUCUUUCUGUUUUUGGUUAUCGUUUCAUGUCGGUGGCUGAUCAGAUGAGUCGCAUGUUCCAGAAAACUUCAGUGUCAACAAAUAUCAAAGAGCGUCUUGAUUUCUCAUGUGCUGUCUUCUCUCCGGAUGGAAAAUUGGUGGCCAAUGCACCCAACGUUCCAGUUCAUCUUGGUAGUAUGGAGUAUGCCGUUCGAUACCAACAUGAGAAAUAUCUAGGCAAACUCCGACCAGGUGAUCACAUCUGCACCAACCACCCGUUAGCAGGAGGUACACAUUUACCGGAUAUCACAAUAAUAACACCAGUCUGGGAUGCCGAUGGAAAAGAAAUUACAUUCUACGUAGCUUCAAGAGGGCACCAUGCUGAGAUCGGAGGCAUACAGCCGGGAUCUAUGCCGUCAAACAGCAAAAUGCUCUACGAAGAGGGCGCUAUGACCAUGGGCUUCAAAAUUGUCUCUGAAAAUCAGUUCAAUGAAGAUGUUGUGCGGAAGUUUCUAUAUGAUGAGCCGGCUUCAUAUCAAGGAUGCAGUGGCACGCGUACAUGGAACGACAACGUAUCCGACUUGAAGGCGGCAAUUGCGGCAAAUCAAAAGGGAGCACAACUCCUUCGCGGUCUGGUCGAGGAAAAUUCUCUGAAGGUUGUGCACUUCUAUAUGGAUGGUAUCAAAGACAAUGCCGAAGUCGCUGUUCGCGAAUAUUUGAAGAAGGUGGGAAAACUUACCGGAGGGAAACCCUUGAAGUUUUCCGACUUCAUGGACGAUGGAACAGAGAUUCGACUAGAAGUCCGGAUAGACACGGAGACAGGCUCGGCAGACUUUGAUUUCACUGGCACUGGCCGUGAGACUUUCAAUUGUUUGAACGCACCAAAGGCCAUAGCCCACUCGGCAAUAAUAUACUCGCUGCGGUGUUUGAUAAAUGUAGACAUACCCCUGAAUCAGGGCUGUCUAGCACCCUGCAAUGUGAUCAUUCCAAGUGGGACCCUUCUCAACCCGUCCGGCAUGGCAGCUGUAUGUGCAGGAAACCCAAUCACUUCGCAACGAAUCACGGACGUUGUUCUGGGUGCCUUUAGUGCGUGUGCUGCGUCCCAUGGAUGCUGCAAUAUCAUAUCCUUUGGGAUGGGUGGCCAGGACAAAGAUGGCAACGAGGUUCCUGGAUUUGGCGUUGGCGAAACGAUCUGUGGUGGCUCAGGUGCUGGUUCAUCCUGGCACGGUACCUCUGCGGUCCAUUGCCAUAUGACCAAUACCCGUAUUACAGACGCUGAAGUGUACGAGCUAAGAUAUCCAGUCAUUCUCCGACAAUUUUCAAUUCGCACUGGCUCUGGAGGAAAGGGCAAGUUUAACGGUGGCGACGGAUCGGUGCGAGAGCUCGAGUUUAGAGUUCCCCUAUCGGUAUCAAUGCUCAGUGAAAGACGUGUCACUCGUCCUUAUGGUAUGGCAGGCGGUGAAACUGGCCAGCCGGGGCUGAACCUGUAUAUCAGGAAAGAAGUCGACGGGUCGGAGCGGACAAUUAACAUUGGAGGCAAGAUGGAACUUGACGUGAAACCUGGAGAACGUAUCAUCAUUCACACGUAA